CAGGAGCUUAAACUGUGGGCCUUGAACCCCACCAACUGUUGUGCUUGGCUCGCCAUUUUUUUCCCAGCCAAAACCGUUUCUGAGGCGCGACGGACCAGAACCAGGAGUCCUCCUCAGGCCGCCGACUGAGGAUGUGCAUUGGCGAAUCCUCGGCCCCUGUUGUAGUUCCGGUCAUGGCGUCAACUACGAGCAACGUGUCGCCAUUCUUGGACCCGGGGCCACGGACAAAGGCCAACUCGCUCGCAAUUCUCCAACUUUCGCGCGACAAUCUCCUGCCCGUCUACCUGCAGCCGCCGACCGGAGAGCACGAUGGCUACGCCGAGGGCGCCGUCGUCAACACCCGCUACGGCUCCUUCCCCCACUCCACCAUGUUGGACGUCCCCUGGGGUUCGCAGAUUCGGGCCUCCAAGGUAGACACGGGAUCGCGGGGCCGCAAGAGGAAGCGCGACGCCGCCGACGACGACGACGACGCCGGCAGGGAGACCACGGGGACUGGCCAGAGGGAGAAGGAGGAAUCGCCCGCUGUCGCCGCUGUCGCAACGAACGAAAACGGCACCGCCGCUGCCGCCGUCAAGAAGGCCGUGGCCGACACCAGCGGCUUCAUCCACAUCCUGCCUCCGACCCCCGAGCUCUGGACGAGCAGCCUGCCCCACCGGACCCAGGUCGUUUACACCCCCGAUUACAGCUACAUCCUGCACAGGAUACGCGCGAGACCCGGGUCGGUCCUGAUCGAGGCCGGCGCCGGCAGCGGGAGCUUUACCCACGCGGCAGUGCGGGCCGUGUACAACGGCUAUCCGACUGCCGAGGGGCAGCGCAAGGGCAAGGUCUACAGCUUCGAGUUUCACGAGCAGCGCUACCACAAGAUGAAGAAGGAGCUCUCGGACCACGGCCUGGAUCGCCUCGUCCACCUGACCCACCGCGACGUCUACAACGGCGGCUUCUUGGUCGACGGCAAGAGCCCCGAGGCCGACGCCGUCUUCCUCGACCUCCCCGCCCCUUGGGAAGCCCUCCCGCACCUCUCCCGACGGAAACCCCACCGGCCGUCCUGCUCCUCCUCCUCCUCCUCCUCCUCCUCCUCCUCCUCCUCGUCGUCGUCGUCGUCGUCGUCGCCGCCGCCCGACGCGGACGGCGCCGCCGCCGGGGACGAUCAGGCGGCCGGCUGGGUGUCGCCGCUGAACCCCCGGAAGAGCGUGCACAUAUGCACCUUCUCGCCGUGCAUCGAGCAGGUGACGCGCACCGUGUCGGCGAUGCGCCGGCUCGGCUGGGUCGACAUCGACAUGGUGGAGAUCGCCAACCGGAGGCUGCACACGUCGCGCGAGCGCGUCGGCCUGAACCUCAACUUCGACCGCGGCGUCAACAACUCGGCCCGCGACGUCGAGGAGGCCCUGGCCAGGCUGACCGAGAUCGAGGCGCGCACCCGCGAGCACGCGGCCAAGCCGAGGGCGGCGUCGGCCGACGCCGACGAGGACAUGGACUCGGCCGACGACGGCGACGGCGACGGCAACGGCGGAAGCGGGCCGGUCAAUAACAACAACGGCGGCCAGGCCCCCUCCGCCGCCGAGGCGACGUCCCCCACCGGGACCACGCCCCCCUGGAUGGAGGGCCGUCUGAUCACGCGCGGCGAGCCCGAGAUCAAGACGCACACGUCGUACCUGGUCUUCGCCGUCCUGCCCAUGGAGUGGACCGCCGAGGACGAGGCCGCGGCCGCGGCCAAGUACCCCGUGGGCAAAGAACAGAAGGUGAUUGGCGCCGUGGACAAGCUCGCCAGGAAACAGGAGCGGCGGGAGCAGCUGCAAAAGGUGCAGGGAACGGGUGGGAGAAAGGCGCGGAGGAAGGAGAGGGACGAGAAGCUGGGCGAGAUGGCCGCGUGAAAGACGCACGCGCGAGCCGGCGCGGGGGGACGUCACGGUUUGGGUAAACUACUCUUACCGUCCUGUUAUUGCGUCGUUGGUGGGUUCGUUGGACACACACAGCAACCCCCAUAGGUACAUACCACGGAGCAAAUAUACCCGAAACGUCGCUAUUCGACGUCUGUAUGACUCAUUGUGGGAUAGAGUCUGUUAGUAUAGGGUAGGAGAUCCUGGCCUGAACCGUUCAAUUCGUUCAAGUCUCUGUGCACCCGGCGACUCAAUCGGCCUCAAAGGCUCGGGCGUGUCAUGUGUCGUACGAUGAAUCAGUGCACGUCGG
Messenger RNA from Thermothelomyces thermophilus ATCC 42464, 2187 nucleotides. RefSeq lists its product as uncharacterized. NCBI's taxonomy places the organism in Eukaryota, Fungi, Ascomycota, Sordariomycetes, Sordariales, Chaetomiaceae. Gene Ontology annotation, biological process: tRNA methylation. Gene Ontology annotation, cellular component: tRNA (m1A) methyltransferase complex; nucleus. The record is from RefSeq and is a predicted model, not a curated record. The transcript has a single exon. Bases 174 to 1871 code for a protein of 565 amino acids.